CAGCGCGUAACUCAGCGUCGUGAUCGUGGCUGCCCUUCACGUCCGUCCACAUCCUUCGAACCUCUGCACCCAAACGCAGCACGAACGAUGGCCCUGCUCAAGUCCAAUAAGGUGAUCUACUGCCUGGGGAACAUUUCCCCGUCCCUGGGAGUCCUCUCCACCCGCAACAGCUCAUGGUGGGGUGGAGUGCAGAUGGGUCCCCCCGAUCCCAUCCUGGGGGUGACAGAGGCAUUCAAGAGGGACACCAACCCCAAGAAGAUGAAUCUGGGAGUCGGCGCCUACAGGGAUGACCACGGCAAGCCCUUUGUGCUCAGCUGCGUCCGCAAGGCAGAGGAGCUCAUCACUGCCAAACACAUGGAUAAGGAGUACCUUCCCAUUGGGGGUUUAGGAGACUUCUCAAAGUGCUGCGCCCAACUCGCUCUUGGUGCUGAUAGUGAAGUCUUGAAGAGCAGCAGGAACAUCACUGUCCAGACCAUCUCAGGAACUGGAUCCCUGCGCAUCGGAGCCAACUUUUUGGCUCGAUUCCACGGAGGUCCGCGUGACGUGUACCUGCCCAAGCCGUCCUGGGGAAACCACACGCCCAUCUUUAGAGACGCCGGCAUGCAGCUCAAGGCGUACAGAUACUACGACCCGUCCACCUGCGGCUUUGACUUCAAGGGAGCUCUCGACGACAUCUCUAAAAUCCCGGAGCAGAGUGUGAUCAUGCUGCAUGCUUGUGCCCACAACCCCACCGGUGUGGACCCCAAGCCUGAGCAGUGGAAGGAGAUUUCUGACCUUGUGAAGAAAAGGAACUUGCUGGUGUUUUUCGACAUGGCCUACCAGGGCUUUGCGAGUGGAGACAUCGAUCGUGAUGCCUGGGCUGUGCGCUACUUCAUCGAGCAGGGCCACAACAUCCUGCUGUCCCAGUCCUUUGCCAAGAACAUGGGGCUCUAUGGUGAGCGUGUGGGCGGCUUCACUGUAGUGUGUAACGACACCGAGGAGGCAAAGCGAGUGGAGUCUCAGCUGAAGAUCCUCAUCAGGCCCAUUUACUCCAACCCGCCAAUGAACGGCGCCAGAAUUGCAGCGACCAUUCUCAAUACACCAGAUCUGCGCUCACUGUGGCUGGAGGAGGUUCAUUUCAUGGCCAACCGCAUCAUAAAGAUGAGAGAACAGCUGGUGGCGGGUCUGAAAAAGGAGGGCUCCUCUCACAACUGGCAGCACGUCAUCGACCAGAUUGGGAUGUUUUGCUUCACAGGCCUUAAACCAGAACAGGUUGAGCGCCUGACAAAGGAGUUUUCCGUGUACAUGACAAAGGAUGGCAGAAUUUCCAUGGCAGGGGUGACCUCUGCGAAUGUGGGCUACCUGGCACAUGGGAUCCAUGCCGUCACCAAGUAGAGCGGAUCCUGCUGGGAGAGCUACAUAAUCAAAGCAGCAGAGUUAACGAGGAGCAUUGCGAGUCACUUAUUCAUCGUCUAGAAAAGAGCUCCGUGUUUAGUUUGAAAUUUUCUUAAUUGGAUUUCCUCAUGAGUUCAACUUGCCGCUAUCAAAAUGAGCAAGUUUCUUUGGAUUUUUUCUGUUUACAUUUAACUGAACAGACUCCCCAGAUUGUAAAAGGCAGUUUAUCCCCCCACUGACCAUCUUUGCUUAUUUAUUAUGUGGCAUCGACACUGCUGUGCAUUGGCGUCCUCCUAAAUGUGUGCUGUUAUCUGCAGCGGGCCCACUCGCCAUAAAACAUCCAGGAAACAACAUGGCGGUAAUCUUGGACUGUGCAUGCAUUUUAUGCACUAGUUGAAAAAUGGUGGAGUUGUAGCACUUUAAGUUGAAAGGCACUGUUAACGUUUUGAGAUUAGACCAGCAUUGUGUUUUAAUUUGAUAAUCAGGGAACCAAUUUACUAUCAUGCUAAUCUGCAGUGGUCAGUCUGAACUAAUCAAUUGUCCAGUAAUUUACUCCGUUCUUUGUUGGGGACCUUCCCAUCGUUCGCCCUUCUAUUGUCGUGGCGACAGUCCCUUUUUAAACGCCUGAUACAAGCGAGCACACAAGCCAAUCAAUACUCUGAAUGAAAAGGCCCCAAAUUCAAAGCCCCAUUGUUAAAAGUUGUAUUUUCAUCAUGCUGUCUUUGUGUGUAUGAUAGAAAUGAGUGGAUUAAGUGAUCCUGAUGAAUUUCAGACAGUUGAUGGAUGAAUACACACCUACUGCUCAUUCACUCAGACAUCACGUGUAUGUGUACAGUGUAUAAAUCUGUGGGGUUUCACCCCCAUCCGUCUCAUACUUCUGAAACCUCUGGCAUUACGCCUCCCUGUUUGCAUUCUGUCAUCCAUUAAUCUUAUUGAAGAAACAAUAAAUGGUCAUAGAAGAAUGA
Messenger RNA from Gasterosteus aculeatus aculeatus (three-spined stickleback), 2339 nucleotides. Its product is annotated as aspartate aminotransferase, mitochondrial. Gene Ontology annotation, molecular function: L-aspartate:2-oxoglutarate transaminase activity; pyridoxal phosphate binding. Gene Ontology annotation, cellular component: mitochondrion. The record is from RefSeq and is a predicted model, not a curated record. NCBI's taxonomy places the organism in Eukaryota, Metazoa, Chordata, Actinopteri, Perciformes, Gasterosteidae. Gene Ontology annotation, biological process: L-aspartate catabolic process; biosynthetic process.